Dibothriocephalus latus is the source of this 816-nucleotide messenger RNA. Lineage: Eukaryota; Metazoa; Platyhelminthes; Cestoda; Diphyllobothriidea; Diphyllobothriidae. The record is from the annotation of a GenBank genome assembly.
CUCCUUCUGUUGGCACGGCCUACGCUGGCUGCGUUUUUUUUGAGGUCCGUCAAGGAUCUACCAGUCUUCAAACGGGGCGAAAUAGCCAUAAUACAAAUUGACCCGCCCAACUUCAUAACCUACGAUUCAUUGCGGUUCUGGCGUAUCGUGCUGGACAAAGAAAUGCGAAUGGGGGCCGCGGGGAACAGCCUGUUCAUCAUGACUGCUCUACCCUAUGGACCAGGCUAUGAUGCCCACUCCGAUAUAUUUAAGUCUAAAACCCUGGUCUUGGCCGCCUCUGCGGGUGCAAUGGCCAUAACACUGACGCAGAUGAACUUUGAAGCUAACAACAACACUCUGCCGCAUGAUCGUGACUUUUUUCAGCCACUUUUCGAAAAACCAUUAACCGUUCCCGUCCUGCCCAAUGUAACCUUCUCCUUUGCGAGAACGGGAGACUUCUAUAACGAUUGGUAUGACUUCUACUUCUUCACCCUCAACCCCGAGUUGGAGACCAGUAAUAGGAGCAUCGCAACGAUGCAAUUCGGGGAGAUCUUUGAUCUAACCUCUGUCAUACUCUCUCCGCUGGAUACAGUACGGACAGUCAAAGAGAAAGUUUGGCCUAACAACAGUGCCGGACCAACUACUGACUUCUGUUUGCAUGCCAAAUGCAAUGAAGUUGUCAUUUCGAAGAUGGUCAUACUGAUAAUUGCGGAGUUUUUGUGUAUCUGCGCGCUGGCGGGAACAGUCGCGUUAUUCUUCAGCCCUAACUACUAUCAUGGCAACCAGUUAUCAGACGCCUUAAGUAAGAAGAAAACACUCAAAACUAUCCCAAUAUGA